GAUGCCGGCCAGAGUACGAGAAAUGGACGAGUCUUGAAUGGUCUAAAAGAGCUGAAUCAAAAUACAAACUAUUUUUUGAAACUCACCCUUUGAACUGCCAGCCAUGGCUACUGUUGCCGGAGGAGGAGGAGGAGCUGGACUUGUUGGAGGAGGAGGAGUAAGACCCAGGCCACCACCAUCUCAUUCUCUCUUUCUUGGAAAAAAGCUCAAAUUGAUCAGACCCAAUUCAAAUUCCAUCAUCUGGAAGCCAAAAUUCCCCGCCACGACGGUUAAAGCUGCCGGAGUCGAAUUCCUCGGUGGUUUCGUCCACGACCUAUUUGUUGGCGUUGGCGUGGGGCUUCCUUGUACAGUAAUGGAGUGUGGAGAUAUAAUUUAUAGAAGCACACUUCCCAGAUCGAACGCAAUCACACUAACUGUACCUGGUGGUAUUUUAGCUCUUGGAGCGAUUUCUUACCUAUGGGCUACUCCGGGUGUUGCUCCGGGUUUCUGGGAUAUGUUCGUUCUCGCUUUUAUUGAGAGGCUUUUCCGACCCACUUUUAAAAAGGAUGAUUUUGUGUUGGGGAAGAAGUUGGGUGAGGGAUCAUUCGGUGUGGUUUACAGAGUUUCACUGGCUAAGAAGCCAAAUUCCAAGGAAGGUGAUUUAGUGUUGAAGAAGGCUACUGAAUAUGGUGCAGUAGAGAUAUGGAUGAACGAGCGUGCAAGAAGAGCUUGUUCAAGUAGCUGUGCCGAUUUCCUGUAUGGCUUCCUUGAGAAUUCUUCAAAGAAAGGAGCUGAAUAUUGGCUCAUAUGGAAGUACGAAGGUGAAUCCACGCUAGCAGAUCUGUUGCAGAGUAGAGAUUUUCCAUACAAUGUGGAAGCCAUGAUUCUUGGAGAAGUGCAGUCUUUGCCCAAGGGAAUAGAAAGGGAGAACAGAAUUAUCCAGACAAUCAUCAGACAACUCUUAUUUGCACUUGAUGGGCUGCACUCUACUGGAAUUGUUCAUAGAGAUAUUAAGCCCCAGAAUAUCAUUUUCUCUGAAGGGUCUCGCACAUUCAAGAUAAUUGAUCUAGGAGCUGCAACCGAUCUGAGAGUUGGAAUCAAUUAUAUACCAAAGGAGUUUCUUCUAGAUCCAAGAUAUGCUGCUCCAGAGCAAUACAUUAUGAGCACACAGACUCCUUCUGCACCCUCUGCACCUGUAGCAACAGUGCUAUCCCCAGUUCUAUGGCAGCUCAAUCUGCCAGACAGGUUCGAUAUCUACAGUACUGGGCUCAUUUUCCUGCAGAUGGCAUUCCCAUGUUUUCGCAGCGACAGUAGCCUAAUACAAUUCAACCGUCAAUUGAAGAGAUGCGACUAUGAUUUGGUUAGCUGGAGGAAGACAGUAGAACCCAGAGCGAGCCCGGAUCUUCGCAGGGGGUUUGAGUUACUGGAUUUAGAUGGUGGGAUAGGAUGGGAGCUUCUGACUUCAAUGGUUAGAUACAAAGCUAGGCAGAGAUUGAGUGCAAAAGCAGCCUUAGCCCAUCCAUACUUUGAUAGGGAAGGUCAGCUAGCGCUGUCCAUCAUGCAGAAUCUAAGGCUUCAAUUCUUUAGAGCCACACAGCAGGAUUAUGGUGAAGCUGCAAAGUGGAUCAUUCAGUUAAUGGCUAAAUCUGGUACAGAACGAGAUGGAGGGUUCACUGAAGCACAACUUCAGGAGUUAAGGGAGAUGGUGCCGAGUAAGAAGUCAACAGCAGAAAGGAACGUUCUUGCAUCUGCUUUGAAAGUGCAGAGGAAAAUCAUUAGAACAUUGAAUGAGAGUGUGGGUGAACUUAACCAACGGAGGAAGAGUCUAUGGUGGAGCAGAUGGAUCCCUAGAGAGGAAUGAAAUCUGUAUAUAUAUAUAUAUAUAUUUUAAAUUUUUGGGUGUAAAUUCUUGUGCAGGUAUCUAUCUAUAAAACCAAGUCAUUCAUUAAAAUGGAAUGAUUGAGAAAUUAAAGACAAAUGGGGAAGAUAUAAGCUUUCUGGCUAUAUAUAAGAAUUAUACAUUGAAUGAAUAUGCUUU
This is a messenger RNA of Impatiens glandulifera, 2017 nucleotides long. Its product is annotated as serine/threonine-protein kinase STN7, chloroplastic. Bases 104 to 1840 code for a protein of 578 amino acids. Gene Ontology annotation, biological process: protein phosphorylation. NCBI's taxonomy places the organism in Eukaryota, Viridiplantae, Streptophyta, Magnoliopsida, Ericales, Balsaminaceae. The record is from RefSeq and is a predicted model, not a curated record. The transcript has 10 exons. Gene Ontology annotation, molecular function: ATP binding; protein kinase activity.